Molecule: messenger RNA, 4563 nt
Organism: Zophobas morio
Lineage: Eukaryota; Metazoa; Arthropoda; Insecta; Coleoptera; Tenebrionidae
Product: furin-like protease 2
Exons: 16
Coding region: 408-4082 (1224 amino acids)
Biological process (GO): protein processing
Cellular component (GO): trans-Golgi network; Golgi membrane
Molecular function (GO): serine-type endopeptidase activity
Source: RefSeq, a predicted model, not a curated record
CACUUGCCUCGCGCUCGCAGUUCACAGCUGACAGUCUGUUUCGGUCGUCUUCGCGAACUGCUGUCAGUGUGACAAUGUUUUCGUGAUUUUUGGACACACAGUAUUAAUCUUAUCGUUCGCGAAACUGAAAUGCCCUACUGUUAGUGCAUGCCGAUAUGCUAGAAGAAGUUCUGUGUGGAAAAUUGUGCAAGUGUCGCCAGCGUACUGCUGGAGAGUGUUUUUUAGAAAGUGGGUUUGUUGCCGUUUGUCAAUUUCGCAAGCAUUCGAGUUUCGACUUGCCAACAUUAGACUCGAGCUGGGAAGAUCUUUUGAAACCAUCCAGUGCCCUAUGAUCGCUCUGAAAAUUUUCCUCGUGCAAAUCGAUCAUUUUCAAGCAUACUCAUCGGUAUCCGCUCUUUGGAAUCAUAAUGUACGUAGUCAGAUUGUGUAAUCUUCUCGUGUGCGGGUGUGUACUGGGCACGGUGGUGCUUUCAGUCGGUCGUGAAGAACCCUUAUAUUCCAAUGAGUUCGCUGUUCACAUCCCUGAUGGUAACGAGGUGGCGGACGAGAUCGCGGCCAAGCACGGAUUCGUCAAUCGCGGACAGGUCGGCAGCUUGAAGGGUUUCUACUUGUUCGAACACAAGCACGUGCAUAAACGUUCCCUGCAGGCCAACGACUUCUACCACCAGUCGCUGAUAUCCGAGCCCCAGGUGUAUUGGGUCCAGCAACAACAUGAAAAGAAACGAAAAAAGCGGGACUACGUUUUUCGCCCUUCUGUGACCCCAUUUUCUCAAUACUUCAGCGCUGCAGCGCCAGGUGCUUCACUGCCACACGGUCAACCGCGUUAUCGAGCAGCACCCUCAGGCGAUUUUCCGGAUCCGCUCUUCAAAGAACAAUGGUAUCUGAACGGCGGUGCCAAAGAUGGAUUGGACAUGAAUCUGGCGCCAGCCUGGAAGAAAGGAUAUACUGGUAAAGGAGUUGUUGUGUCAAUCUUAGACGACGGCAUCCAAACUAAUCAUCCGGAUCUCGCACAGAACUACGACCCGCUAGCCAGCACCGACAUUAACGGCAACGACGACGAUCCCAUGCCGCAAGAUAAUGGAGAUAAUAAGCACGGUACCCGUUGCGCUGGUGAAGUGGCUGCUGUUGCUUACAACCAAUUUUGCGGAAUAGGCGUCGCCUACAACGCGAGCAUAGGAGGUGUCAGGAUGCUGGACGGCGUGGUGAACGAUGCCGUCGAGGCUAGAGCAUUAGGAUUAAACCCCGAACAUAUUGACAUCUAUAGUGCCUCUUGGGGACCCGAAGACGACGGGAAAACAGUGGAUGGUCCUGGUCCGUUAGCACGGCGUGCUUUCAUUUACGGAGUAACGAGUGGGAGGAAAGGAAAAGGUUCGAUUUUCGUAUGGGCGUCGGGAAAUGGGGGCAGGCAUACGGACUCUUGCAACUGUGACGGAUACACAAACAGCAUUUUUACGCUUAGCAUAUCCAGCGCAACACAAGGAGGCUACAAACCGUGGUACCUCGAAGAAUGCUCUUCCACCCUCGCCACCACCUACAGCUCCGGAACUCCUGGUCACGAUAAAAGUGUCGCUACAGUAGAUAUGGACGCUCGCCUUCGCCCCGACCAUAUCUGUACUGUGGAACACACUGGGACUUCUGCCUCCGCACCUUUGGCAGCGGGAAUAUGUGGCCUGGCUUUAGAAGCCAACCCCAGUCUCACAUGGCGUGAUAUGCAGUAUCUGGUGGUACUAACUUCUCGAUCGCCGCCCCUCGAAAAGGAAAGCGGUUGGAUUACAAACGGCGUAGGUCGUAAAGUUUCACACAAGUUCGGUUACGGUUUAAUGGACGCCGGUGCUCUGGUGAGUUUAUCCGAAAAGUGGACAACAGUACCUCCGCAGCACAUCUGCAAGUCGCAGGAACUCGUGGAAGACAGAAGGAUCGAUGCCGCUUACGGUACGACCUUAGAUUUUCAUAUGGACGUUGACGCUUGCAGUAACUCUUUAAAUGAAGUUCAUUUUUUGGAACACGUACAAUGUAAGAUCUCCUUAAGGUUUUUCCCGAGAGGAAAUUUGCGAAUUUUACUGAUUUCACCAAUGGGUACAACUUCGACGUUACUAUUCGAGCGACCACGAGAUGUCGUUAGCUCGAAUUUCGACGACUGGCCAUUUUUAAGUGUUCACUACUGGGGAGAAAGAGCAGAGGGACGGUGGACCUUACGAAUUAUUAACGCGGGUAAUAGACACGUAAAUCAGCCGGGCGUUCUUAAGAAGUGGCAACUGAUCUUUUAUGGGACUUCCGUUAACCCUAUCCGGGUGCGGCCUGCGGGCAGGCCACCCUCUAGUCCAUGGAAGUCCCCUCUUAAUACGUUUACUUUUCCUACGGUUUCUGAAUCAGUCACUCCCGUCACCGAUAACUUCUUUAAUUCAGAAUCAUUCAAGGGUUUCCGCAAUUUCCCAAACGUGUAUUCGUUUGCGGGUUCGGAAAAUCAAGAGUCCAUUAGUCCAUUAGAUGGGAAAAAGACGAAGAUAAGAGAUAACGAUAAUAAUAUAGAUGAUGAUGAAGAAACAAAGGAGAACUGUGAUGAACAAUGUGAUGAUCAAGGAUGCUUCGGGAGAGGUCCGACUAAAUGUAUAGCCUGCAAGAACAAGAGAAUGGAUAGGACCUGUGUAAGCACUUGUCCACCCAGAAGCUACUCCGAUUCACAGAGUGUCUGCCAACCGUGCCAUGAAGCUUGCGAAACGUGCACCGGGUCAGAUCAAAAGAGUUGUCUUACAUGUUCACCAGGUCAUGUGAGAGUCAUCGAUCUAGAUUUGUGCUUACAACAAUGUCCGGAAGGAUACUUCGAAGAUUACGUGGCAAAAACAUGUACCCCUUGUCAACCCAACUGCGCCGGAUGUCAAGAUCGACCGGAUCAUUGCACAAGCUGUGAUCACCACUUACUCCUCUACCAGAACAAAUGCCUGGCAUCAUGUCUCGAGAACACUUACGAAACUGAAGACUACACGUGUGCACCUUGUCACGAAACGUGCGAGACAUGCAACGGCUCGAAUAGUUCCCAGUGUAUAUCAUGCGGUCAAGGAAGGUUCUGGAACGAAGGCCGAUGCGUCAAGGAAUGCCCAGCUCAUCAUUAUUCCGAUCCUCAUCAACACGAGUGUGUCGAAUGUCCACCGGGAUGUUCGGAAUGCAACAAAACUACAUGUAUUUCAUGUCUAGACGAUUGGCAGGUGAACACUAAGGGAAGGUGCGUGCCGCACGGAAGUGAUCGCUGCGAUACGGACCAAUACUUCGACGGAGGACUCUGCAAACCGUGCCAUUCGACAUGCGAAUCCUGCGAUGGCCCUACCGAACACGCUUGUCUUUCCUGCGCCAGCCCCCUCAUCCUACAAGGCACGCGAUGUGUCGCAGUCUGUGAUAAAAGCUUCUUCCACGACAAAGGGACACGUCUCUGCGAACCUUGCCUCCACACGUGCACGAAAUGUGUUUCGAAAACCAACUGCAGCGAAUGUAUAGCAGGACUACAGCUACAAGGCGGUGAGUGCACUUCCACGUGCGCCUCAGGCUACUACAGCGACAAAGGGAUUUGUUCGAGGUGCUACAUGAGUUGUAAAACAUGUAGCGGCCCAGGACACAAUCAGUGCGUUAGUUGUCCAUUAGGCUGGCAACUUUUGUCAGGAGAAUGUAGACCGGAUUGUCCCGAAGGAUACUACAAAACAGAAUAUGGAUGUCAAAAGUGCCAUUAUUCUUGCCGAAAUUGUAUUGGAUGUAAAGUACAAGAGGAUAAGAGACGGAUAGAUGUGCAAGCGUUGUUGCUGUCUGCUCAACCGGUGAACACAUUGCAGUUGAUCAGUCCAUUCAAUUUCAUCACGGGGUUGGCAAUAAUCGCCGUUCUUUGUAUUGUUAUACUUUUUAUAACAGUUUUUAUAAUUUUACAGAGAAACAGUAUUCAGGCUGCGCAGCGAGGCUACAGCAGGGUAUCAAUAAAGAAGCCUAAAGUAACUUGUAACUACAACGUAGUGGCUGUGAGUGACGGAGAUUCCUCAGAUUCAGACAGUUCAGAGGGCCACAACUUAGUAACACCUAAACCUGAUCGGACUGCUUGUUAAAAAAUCAAAUGAGCGGAACAAAACGAGUGUGUAAAUAUGAUUUAUAUAAUACUGUCUUCAUUGCCUGUGUUGUGUUUUAUACUAAACAAUGACCUCGUUAGGCUUGUUAAAGCUUAACACGUAAUUUAUUGCAGAUUGUAAUGUAUAUAUUGUGAAUCCCUCUAUGAAACGAAAUGAUUACCACUUGUACCAAAAUCCUAAGUGUUAUUUUAUAAGAUGUUUUAAUAUCAUCAAUGAAGACAGCUCAAUGUAAAAAAAGGAUUAAAUUUUAAGAUGCGAAACUUAAGUGCUCUUGAUAUUUCAUGUCGUAAAUAUAGUUAUUUUUAAAUGUACACUUUGUAUAUAAUCAAUAGAUAAUUGUUUCAAUGUUAUUUACGAAAUUUACCAACGAUCCGUUGAUACCAAAUCCACAAAAUUAUUUUUCAUGUUUUUUUUUUUUGUUUUGGCAGGUUUUUUGGUUAAUAAAACAUAUAUUUUUUGA